AUGCACCUCAACAGCUCCGGGCCCAGCGCCCCCGGGGCCGACCUCUUCCCGCGCCCGCAGGUGGAGCUAGAGGCGGCGCUGCCGGCCCCAGACGCCGGCAACAGCUCGGCCAACGGGUCUGAGUGCGCCCACGCGGCGCCCGGCAGUCAGCUGGACGUAAACACCGACGUGUACUCCAAGGUGCUGGUGACGGCCGUGUACCUGGCGCUGUUCGCCGUGGGCACGGUGGGGAACGCGGUAACGGCGUUCACGCUGGCGCGCCGGAAGCCGCUGCAGAGCCUGCAGAGCACAGUGCAUUACCACCUGGGCAGCCUGGCCCUGUCCGACCUGCUCAUCCUGCUGCUGGCCAUGCCCGUGGAGCUGUACAACUUCAUCUGGGUGCACCACCCCUGGGCCUUCGGCGAAGCCGGCUGCCGUGGCUACUACUUCCUGCGCGACGCCUGCACCUACGCCACGGCCCUCAACGUGGCCAGCCUCAGCGUGGAGCGCUACCUGGCCAUCUGCCACCCUUUCAAGGCCAAGACCCUCAUGUCCCGCAGUCGCACCAAGAAAUUCAUUGGCGCCAUCUGGCUGGCCUCGGCGCUGCUGGCCCUGCCCAUGCUGUUCACCAUGGGCCAGCAGCACCGGGGCUCCGACCACCAGCAUCCGGGCAGCGUGGUGUGUACCCCCAUCGUGGACACCGCCACGGUCAAGGUGGUCAUCCAGGUCAACACCUUCAUCUCCUUUGUGUCCCCCAUGGUGGUCAUCUCCGUCCUGAACACCGUCAUCGCCAACAAGCUGACGGUCAUGGUGCGGCAGGCGGCCGAGCCAGGCCCCGUGUGCACGGUGGGGGAGCGGCUCGGCGUCCUCGGAGCGUCCAUCGAGCCUGGCCGGGUGCAGGCCCUGCGGCACGGCGUCCGUGUGCUCCGCGCCGUGGUCAUCGCCUUUGUGGUCUGCUGGCUGCCCUACCAUGUGCGACGCCUCAUGUUCUGUUAUAUCUCGGACGAGCAGUGGACACCGUUCCUCUACGACUUCUACCACUACUUCUAUAUGCUGACCAACACGCUCUUCUACGUCAGCUCGACCAUCAACCCCGUGCUCUACAACCUGGUGUCUGCCAACUUCCGCCACAUCUUCCUGUCCACACUGGCCUGCCCGUGUCCGCUGGGGCGGCGCAGGCGGCGGGUGCCAGCCCUCUCCAGGAAGGCCAACAGUGUGUCCAGCAGCCACACCUUCUCCAGCCACGCCACCCGCGAGACGCUGUACUAG
This is a messenger RNA of Ochotona curzoniae (black-lipped pika), 1248 nucleotides long. It is a transcript of the gene NTSR1, whose product is annotated as neurotensin receptor 1. NCBI's taxonomy places the organism in Eukaryota, Metazoa, Chordata, Mammalia, Lagomorpha, Ochotonidae. Gene Ontology annotation, cellular component: plasma membrane. The transcript has 4 exons. Gene Ontology annotation, biological process: neuropeptide signaling pathway. The coding region runs from base 1 to 1248 and encodes 415 amino acids. Gene Ontology annotation, molecular function: G protein-coupled neurotensin receptor activity. The record is from RefSeq and is a predicted model, not a curated record.